GACCAUUCCCAAAGCAAAUAGCUUCUGCGAUCUUCAUCCUCCUCUGGUUUCGUAUCUGAUUUGAUUUAGGGAAAGGAGAUGGGUUUCAUAAUGGAGUUUGCGGAGAAUCUGGUGCUGAGGUUAAUGGAAGAUCCGGAGGUGAGAGACAGGAAAGCGAGGGAGCACAUAUACGAGAUGCACGAGAGGUGCAAGAAGAUCAAGGAGAUGUGGGCUUUGCCUAUUCGUCCUUAUGGUUUCUGGACUUUUGAGCGUCACAAUGCUCAGCUUCGUUGGGAUCCUCAGAUCAGUCAGGUUGCUGGUCGUAGGGACCCUUAUGAUGAUCUCCUCAAGGACCAUCCUUCUUCGAACUGAUCAAACAGUGAAGGGAGAUGUGUUAUGAUGCUGUCUGGAUGCAUAUGUCUCUGUUUCGAUUAUUCCCGGUUCUACUCCCUUCGUUUCUUUUUGUUGCUCAGGUGUCUUCAAGCGUGGUACAAACUCAGUAAUAAUCACUCUAGACUUGUUUACAAAAGAGAGGAGUACACUUUCAUUGUUUCUUAAUAAAGUUGCUUUGAUUCUCCAUUUGAAAAUGAAUAUACUUUCUGAAAUGUGAUUAGUUUUUUCAUGUUAUUUAGUUUUGUUGCUCAAAUAUUACCUUCUUGGUUUACUAAGUAUAAACAAACGC
This is a messenger RNA of Eruca vesicaria subsp. sativa (arugula), 661 nucleotides long. The record is from the annotation of a GenBank genome assembly. Lineage: Eukaryota; Viridiplantae; Streptophyta; Magnoliopsida; Brassicales; Brassicaceae.